AUGGAAUCCUUCCGCAAAGUCAAAGACGCUACACCCGAAAAUGCUAGCAAUGUCUCUUCAACGCCUUCAAAAUACUUCUCUGGUCACAUUACGCCUCCCACGACCCCAAUUUCCAAUCCUUUAAAUCUCGGAUCCGGUUGUUUUGAUCCUACUUCUUCGUAUGAAAAGCUUAGCUCUUUAGCUAAAGAUUCCACUCCUGUGAAAGACCUAACGGACGUUGGUGAUGGCGUAGACGAAGAUGUGUCCGACAUCGAUGAUCUAGCUUUCUCAAUUAUUAUUAUGACUUUACAACGUAAGGAAUUUGGUAUCACAACUGUCGACGAAAAUGACCUUCUGCACAUCACAGCUCUGGGUGCUGGUAAUGAAGUUGGGAGAUCUU
Molecule: messenger RNA, 379 nt
Organism: Acaulospora morrowiae
Lineage: Eukaryota; Fungi; Glomeromycota; Glomeromycetes; Diversisporales; Acaulosporaceae
Source: the annotation of a GenBank genome assembly